AUGUCUGCCCAGCAGCUGGCUGAUAUGCUGCCUACCGGCAUUGCCAUCCUCAACUAUCGAGACGAGUCGACUUUCGUCAACCGGCGUUUUCGUGAUCUGAUGACGCGCCACACGGCUAAGUCUUUCGAAUGUUGGUCGCAGUCAAUCCAUCCGGACGAUUAUGAGAGAGUGGCUACUAGUUAUCAUGAUGCGGCGAGAGAUAAAAGUGCGCGCCGCGUUGAAUUCCGUAUCCGUGGCCAUGAGGAUCUCUGGCGUAUGCUGACAUUAUCUCCCCUUGACGCUACGGACUCAAAUCGGCUUGGUUUACGUCGGGAUGGCGGCUUCGUAUGCACGAUUACGGAUAUUACUCCGGAAAAGGUUGCAGAGCUCUCGCAGAAAAGAAUUGCAGAAGAGGCACGGGAACGAAAGCAACAACAGGAACGUUUCAUCGACAUGAUCAGUCAUGAAAUCCGGAAUCCUCUAUCCGCUAUCUUGCAUUGCACAGAGAACAUACACGAGGCGCUGAAUCAAAAGAACAGAUGCAAUAAGGUUGCGGUAGCAGACAUAACUCGUGCAGCAGAAACAAUCAAUGUUUGCGUUGCAUAUCAAAAGAAAAUUGCCGACGACGUCCUUACAUACUCCAAACUUGAUGCGUCAAUGUUGACGAUAUCACCGCGAAAAGUACAACCAAGCCGAGAUCUCGCAAAGUGUUUAGUCAUGUUUCGUCCAGAACUGCGAAAGCAAGACAUCCAGUUCGAAUACAAGCUCGAUAACUCAUACGCAGCGUGUGGAAUCCAAUGGGUUAUGGCCGACAUCGACAGGAUGAGCCAGGUUCUUAUCAAUAUUGUUUCUAACGCAAUCAAAUUCACCGCGAAUGAGACAGAAAGACACGUGUGGGUGUUCAUGGGUGCGUCCAUCGAACGACCACUAUCAUAUCCACCAAAUGUCGUCUUUUUCAAUCUGAACCAGGCUGAAAGAAGCCUUGACUCCACCACCACUUCCGAAUGGGGAAAUGGUCAAGUGGUGUACAUCAUGGUAGCCGUCAAAGAUACUGGAAUUGGGAUAGGGGAGGAAGAUCAGAAGCGACUGUUCGAACGUUUCAGACAGGCAACGCCAAAGACGCAAAGCGUUUAUGGCGGGUCUGGUCUUGGCCUUAAUGUCAGCAGAAAGCUCUGUCACCUGCAUGGUGGUGAGAUUGGUGUGAGCUCCAAAAGAGGCCACGGAAGCACCUUCGGGUUCUUUUUCAAAGUGCGCCAUGCUGCUGGGGAACGCGACGUCGGGUCAUUGAUGGAUAAUGAGCCCGAAGUGGACAACCUAUGCAGUGAGAUUCAAGCACAGGGGAUCGAGAUGACUGGUCUCAGCCAAACGAAACCCAUGCCUGAUAUCCCGGAGGACCCAGUGGUUACUCACGUUGAAGAAGUGGCUGCAAACGUCAAUUGCGAUGACAAGCGCAGGCAUACAGCAGAGCCAAAUCACGUCACGAAGGGGCCCCUUACUGGGUCAAACGCAGCGAAGCUGGAGCACAACGGAAAUCACCAAGCCAACUCGCCUCAGUCUCCGCGCUCCGGGACAACCGAAAACAAUCUUCUUCUGGUCGAGGAUAAUGUCAUCAAUCAACAAGUUCUGUCGCGAGAAUUGAGAACUUUGGGAUAUCGCGUCUCGGAAGCAGCUAACGGCCAUGAAGCCGUGGAUGCUGUGCAGUCUGAUGACUCUCUCUGCAUUCUCGCGGAUCAGGAGAUGCCGAUGAUGGAUGGGGUGUCGGCAACAAGAGAGAUUCGGAAAGUUGAAAGAAACCGCACGAGCCGCAUCCCGAUCCUGGGUGUCACCGCAAACGCCUUGGAGGCGCAAAGUAACGCGAUGCUGGACGCGGGGAUGGACGAUAUAAUCUACAAGCCGUACAGAACCGACGCUUUAUCAGAAAAAUACAGCAAUUGGUCACUCAGCGAAUGCGCGAGGACAUUGAGCAGCCCAGUCGCCAAGCAAUCUCGUCGGGGACGACGUGAUUCGCCGCUUGCUAUUCGGUCUCCUGCCAGACCACCCAAUCCCACCAGACCGUCUAGUCCCGCCAGACCAUCUAGUCCAGACCAUCUACGUGCUGCUGCUCCGUCCCCGGUGGGAGCCCAGAAUAGAGAUCCACCUGAAACCAGAAACAUCAGGUGGACAAAACGGAGAUAA
Messenger RNA from Aspergillus vadensis CBS 113365, 2154 nucleotides. Its product is annotated as histidine kinase G2. Gene Ontology annotation, biological process: phosphorelay signal transduction system; protein autophosphorylation. The coding region runs from base 1 to 2154 and encodes 717 amino acids. NCBI's taxonomy places the organism in Eukaryota, Fungi, Ascomycota, Eurotiomycetes, Eurotiales, Aspergillaceae. The transcript has 2 exons. The record is from RefSeq and is a predicted model, not a curated record. Gene Ontology annotation, molecular function: histidine phosphotransfer kinase activity; phosphorelay sensor kinase activity.